Molecule: messenger RNA, 2354 nt
Organism: Stereum hirsutum FP-91666 SS1
Lineage: Eukaryota; Fungi; Basidiomycota; Agaricomycetes; Russulales; Stereaceae
Product: chromatin remodeling complex subunit
Exons: 14
Coding region: 44-2254 (736 amino acids)
Biological process (GO): regulation of DNA-templated transcription
Cellular component (GO): cytoplasm; Ino80 complex
Source: RefSeq, a predicted model, not a curated record
GCCCAAUCUUGGCCCAAUCUCCCCAUACCGAUAAACGAACAUCAUGUCCUCAGCCACUGCAUCACUCGAUCCUCAGAACAUUGUUCACCUCCCUGCCCGGUUUAUUUUCCCUGGUACUCGGGCUCCAUUGGACAAGUACAAGAAGGCAGAUACACCUAUUCUCAUUGACAACGGCUCCAGCACUUUCCGGUUUGGUUAUGCGACUCAGCCAUCGCCGAGGACUUCUGCAAACGCUGUGGCAAAGUACAAGGAGAGAAAGUUUGGGAAACAGCUGUUGUUAUUUGGAGAUGAUAUCGAGUCGGAGAGUGGAGCAAGGGGGCAGGCCAAGACGCCUUGGGAGGGUGACGUGUUGUUGAACUUCGAUGCACUGGAGAAUGCUCUGGACUAUGCUUUCACUCAACUUGCAGUCGACACCCCGACAGUCGAUCAUCCUGUUAUGAUGACGGAACGCCUAGCCUCGCCACUGCACUCACGAGCAUUAACCUCCGAAUUGAUGUUCGAAUUAUACUCCGUCCCAUCACUAACAUAUACGGUCGAUUCUGUUAUGUCGUUCUACCAUAACAACCUCCCAGCACUGUCAUCUCCAUUCACUUCAGACGGCCUUGUCGUUUCGUUCAAUACUGCGUCUACCUCUGUGAUUCCUAUGUUGAACGGAAAAGGGAUUAUGAGCCAAGCUAAACGAAUACCGUGGGGUGCCUCCCAGUCCGCCGACUACCUCCUCAAACUCAUCCAGCUCAAAUACCCCACAUUUCCCACACGCGUUCUACCGACUCACACCAAUUGGAUGCUGCAAAACUUCUGCGAAGUCUCGCCAGAUUACACCUCUCUCCUUCGCCGCCUAUCCGAUCCAGCUCAAAUGCGCCUUUCCGAACGAAUAGUCCAGUUUCCCUUCGUCCUGCCUGCGGCGGACGAGAAAUCGAGUGAAGAGAUUGCGAGGGCGGCGGAGAGGAGGAGGGAGCAGGGGAGGAAGUUGCAGGAGUUGGCGGCGAAGGCUAGGUUGGAAAAGCUUGUGCAGAAAGAGAACGAGCUGCAGUUCUUGACGAACUUGAAGGAGCAGAAGGAGAGUGAGACGAAGAGAGAAUGGCAGAUCUCACUACAGACUGCAGGCUACGACGACGACGCUGAUCUUGACCAGGCCAUCAAGAAGCUGGAAACCGAUUUGAAGAAAGCGCGUAAGAAGGAAGUCGCAGAGGGCGAUGAAGUGGCCGAAGAGCCCACAUAUCCACUCGUCGAUAUUCCCGACGCAGAUCUCGACGAAGAAGGUCUCAAAGAAAAGCGGAAACAAAAGAUGAUGAAGGCCGGUUUCGAAGCACGUCUCCGCGCCCGUCGCGAGAAGGAGAAAGAACGUGAAGAGCGCGAGGCGGAGGAACGGAAAGAGGAAGAGGAGAGGGAACAAGAUUUGGCGGGCUGGGCGGGGAAGCGGAGAAGGGAACAUGAGGCACUAAUGGCGAAAAUCAAGGAGAGGAACCGGAAGAAGGCGGCACUGACAGACAGGAAGAGCGCAGCGUCGCAAGCUAGGAUGAAGAAUAUCGCGAGUUUGGCGGCGGACGACCGUGUGGCGCCGAAGAAGAGGAGAAAGAAUGGCGGAGAGGAUAUGUUCGGAGCAGACGAUGCGGACUGGGCCAUAUAUCGCAAGAUCAAUAACGCAGCAGCCUCCUCGGACGAAGAAGAAGACCUCAAUCAGCUCCAAUCGGUGGAACAAAAGCUCCUCACCCACGACCCGACAUUCCACGACGGUCACACCUACGCCUCUAUCACCUCCCAGAAGUCCGCACUUAUCGCGGCCUUCAAGCCGCAGUACGAGGACGGCGACGUUGAAGGCAAUACACGUAUACACCUGAGCACGGAACGCUGGCGGGUCUGCGAGACGUGGUUCUCGCCUUCUAUGGCUGGCGUUGACUGUGCUGGUCUGGGUGAAGUCCUGCAGAACGUGCUCAACACGUUUACCAUCCCGGAGCGGGGAAGACUUGUCCAGAACGUCUUCCUCACCGGCGCUCCCUCAAUGCUCCCCGGCCUUAUACCCCGACUCGAAUCCACCCUCCGCCCCAUCUUACCUCCAGAAACCCCCAUCUCGAUCAUUCGCGCCGACGAUCCCUCGCACGACGCGUGGAAAGGAAUGGCUGACUUUGCGAACCGGGAUCCGGAGGGAUUGAAGAAGGUUGGUGUGAGCAAGGCGGAGUACGAGGAGUGGGGAGGGGAGAGGAUUAGGAGGUGGUGGGGUGGGAACUGGAAUGCGAGUGUUGUGGAUGGCUGAGGUUGGCUGAGACGGUGUGCGGUAUCUUUCUUGGAGUCUUGUAUGUACGGACCUGCUUCUUAUAACUUGGCAGGUGAAUUGAACGAAAAAUGAAGGUGAG